Messenger RNA from Pyricularia oryzae 70-15, 799 nucleotides. RefSeq lists its product as uncharacterized. The record is from RefSeq and is a predicted model, not a curated record. Lineage: Eukaryota; Fungi; Ascomycota; Sordariomycetes; Magnaporthales; Pyriculariaceae. The coding region runs from base 170 to 799 and encodes 209 amino acids. The transcript is spliced from 4 exons.
GGAAAAACCCCUUAUUGUGCGUAGGCGGUCAAUCUGUUGUCAAUAACCACCACAAUAGGAAUGCUCAAUAGGAGCUCUGUAUUGUAGUGGUUACCGAUCCCGUUCUGAUCCGUCUAUAUAAUGCCUUCUUUUUCUGGGUUCAUGAACUUUUCUUCUGUUCUUCCGACCCAUGCCUCACCACGUUUCCAAGAUGUCCGAUCUCAUGUUCCCCGGCCUGGCGGAUCGCGCCGCCAAAAACUCCCAACUUCGAGGCGCUGGCGCCUCAAAAUCUUCGCCUGCGGCUGGUCCGCGUUCUACCGGCCGAGUCCGGACCCCUCUGCCCGAUAAGGGCAAACCACGCUCUGCCUCCGGGCCCGCUUCGCGGGUUGGCAAGACCAAGGGCAAGAAACGUGCCUCUGUUGCUGCCGCCCCUCGCCCCCGCCCCGCCGCCGGCGUAGUCCGGCCAAGAUCUUGUUUGGGCUGCCUGCGCUCUGCCCUCGCGGGCAAGCAAGGUUCCGGCGACCUCGCGGUCUGCCGUGAGACGAGCCCGCCCUCUGGGCGGUGCUACAAGUGCGCCUCCGGGCACUCCUGCGAGGAGAUCCCCGCCCCCGCCCGUCCCCCUGCCGUCCGUUUUCUGGCGGCCGUCGCCAAAGGCGACAAAGCUGCGAUCACCAAGUGGCGCCUCGUUGUUAAGGGGGUGUUGGAGAUCUGGGAGGAGGAGAAGGAGGGUGGUGGUGUUGCCGUGGCGGCCAUGUCGGCCGAGGAGAAGAAGGAGGAGGCCAAACGGGCCGCUUUGCAGCUCGUAGAAGUUUUGUUUUAG